Messenger RNA from Chinchilla lanigera (long-tailed chinchilla), 780 nucleotides. It is a transcript of the gene CUNH17orf67, whose product is annotated as chromosome unknown open reading frame, human C17orf67. The coding region runs from base 78 to 350 and encodes 90 amino acids. Lineage: Eukaryota; Metazoa; Chordata; Mammalia; Rodentia; Chinchillidae. The transcript is spliced from 4 exons. The record is from RefSeq and is a predicted model, not a curated record.
CCGGAUGCGGCGUCCUCAACAACACCGGCUCAGCACGAGAACUCACUCAGCUGCAGGCCGAGAGAGCGGGCGUCAGGAUGGAGAAAUUGCUCGUGCUGGUCCUCGCCGGCGCCGUGCUGGUUUUUGUGUCAGAGGCGUCCCCGAUUCUGACGGAAAAGGAGGCCAAACAGCUCCUGAGGUCCCGGAGACAGGACAGGCCCAGCAAACCUGGAUUUCCCGAUGAGCCCAUGCGGGAGUACCUGCACUACCUCCUGGUCCUGGAGCACCGUGCUGAGGAGCAGUUCCUGGAGCACUGGCUGAACCCUCACUGCAAGCCCCACUGUGACAGGAACACGGUGUACCCGGUGUAGGGCUCAGGGGCCCCGGGCCACUUUUGAUAGGCAAUGACCUGGAUGAUGCUAACACAGGACAAAGCUCCUUCUUCCACCUGAAUUUAAACUGCGGAGGCCGAUGCCUUCAGACCUCAAGAUGCUGUGGGCCUCGUGGGCAUGCCAAAGGUUGCCUUGGGGAUAGAUGGCAAAUAUAUAUUCCGCUUUAUUUUACUAAUCUGCGUAAAUCAUUAAAACUAAUAGCUUCAAGUAUACAGCCCUAAAGGCUCUCCUACCAGUUUGUAAGUGUGAGAAGAAUCUGAGUCUUUCCUGGGGUGGGUGGAGCUGGGAUCCCCGAGGAUUUGGGGGAAGUCUUGCCCAGACAAAUGAGAUGUACUACUUAGGGCUAUUGAGAUUUGGUUGUCUAUUUUUCCUCUGUAUACUGCACUAAUAAACGUUGGUGUUAAGUUUG